AUGCAUGUGCACACCAACGAUAAACCGUAUUCCUGUAAAAUAGAUGGCUGCAACAAAUCAUACACGCACCCCUCAUCGCUUCGAAAACACAUGAAGUGUUUCGUAUUUAUGAUGGCGGUGGUGGAAGUGCUGUAA
Enterobius vermicularis (human pinworm) is the source of this 135-nucleotide messenger RNA. The record is from the annotation of a GenBank genome assembly. NCBI's taxonomy places the organism in Eukaryota, Metazoa, Nematoda, Chromadorea, Rhabditida, Oxyuridae.